Diatraea saccharalis (sugarcane borer) is the source of this 1038-nucleotide messenger RNA. NCBI's taxonomy places the organism in Eukaryota, Metazoa, Arthropoda, Insecta, Lepidoptera, Crambidae. The record is from the annotation of a GenBank genome assembly.
GUGUAUCUGUGGUUAAAAUAAAACUUUAUACUACAUUGUGUUAAAAAAGUUACCGAUGCUCUCUAAUGUUAAUGAAUUUUAUUUUUAUUUUGGGUACUGUAGAUUUAAUUACACAUAAUGUUGGAGGUAUGUGUAGAUAGUUUGGAAUCAGCAUUGAACGCUAUACAUGGAGGUGCUGAUGAAUUGGAAAUAUGCAGUUCUUUAACUGAAGGCGGGUUAACACCAUCUGCAGGAUUGGUCAAAGAAAUUUCGUCUGUGGUAAAUAAAAUCGGCACAGGCUCGACUAUUUAUAAAGGCUGUCCGACACAUUGUGCUUGCCAGGGGCUAUUGAAGCAACCAAAAUUGAAUGUGAUGAUCCGAUGCCGUACUGGCUCAGAUUUCUGUUACACGGAUCAGGAAAUGGACACCAUGUUAGCUGACGUAGUUAUUUUGAAACAAAUGAACGUCGAUAGGUUUGUGUUCGGCGCUCUCACGAACAUCCAGAAUAUAGAUGAAGUUAAAUGUGCUGAUAUAAUUACAAAAGCCAAUAAAAUACCAGUAACUUUCCACAGAGCGUUCGAUGUUAGCAGGGAUCCAAUUGUUUCCAUAAAUAAAGUGAUUCAGCUCGGUUUCGAUAGAAUACUUACGAGCGGACAAAGGGAUUUUGCUGAUAAUGACGAAGCUAUCGUAUUAAUUCGGAAUUUGCAGAACUCUUUUGGUGAUCAAAUCGACAUUAUGCCUGGCGCCGGCGUCAAUUGUGGAAACGCUAGAUUGUUUAUCGAUUUGGGAUGUAAAAUAGUCCACAGUUCAUGUAAAGGUACGAGGAUUUUACCUAAAAUGAAUAACCAUUUGAAUAUGGGCACUGGAGAUAGCGAGCAUCUGUAUAUAACCGACGUAAAUAUUGUAAAGAAAAUGAAAGAAAUACUUCAACAAAUCAAGUAGAACAAUCAUAUCACGUCAUGUUAUGUAAAACUGUAAAAUUUUCCCACUCGAUUUUAAUCCUUAUUAAAUUGUGGGUAGAGGUCAAAAUUUAUAGCGGGAAUGUGCACAUUACAAUAA